This is a messenger RNA of Tarenaya hassleriana, 2022 nucleotides long. RefSeq names its product formin-like protein 2. The record is from RefSeq and is a predicted model, not a curated record. The transcript is spliced from 4 exons. Lineage: Eukaryota; Viridiplantae; Streptophyta; Magnoliopsida; Brassicales; Cleomaceae. Bases 29 to 1945 code for a protein of 638 amino acids.
AAAAACCUAAAAGAAAAGAGAAAGGAAAAUGGGGGGUUGUUACUCGAGAAUCGAGAGACAGGAGAUAGUGUCGCAUUGCAAGGCGAGGAAGAGGUACCUGAAGCAGCUGGUCGGAGCAAGACAAGCUCUCUCUGCCUCCCACGCGCUCUAUCUCCGAUCUCUACGCGCAACCGGCUCCGCCCUUCUCGAGUUCUCCGCCAAAGAGACCCCUCUCCACCUCCACCUCCACCUCCACCUCCACCCUCAGCCGCCGCCGCCUCCUCCUCCGCCGCCUCGUCGGCCUCCCCUGAGUCCUGGCUCCGACACCACUUGGACCUCCACCACCACCUCCUCCGCACUUCCUCCUCCUCCGCCCCCACCUCCUCCUCCUCCGCCGUCCUCCACGUGGGAUUUCUGGGACCCCUUUGUGCCGCCGCCCCCGUCUUCCUCCGAGGAGGAGUGGGAGGAUGAGACUGCCACUGCCACCGCCACCGCCACCGACGCAGCCGUCAGUACGGAACCAGCGACCGCCACGCCUCCGCCAUCGUCGGUGGUGAGUGGGUUCUCCAAGGACACCAUCACGAACGGGACCGCCUCCGGAAGCGAGUUGGCUAUGGUGGUCUCGAGAAAUACAAAGGAUCUGAUGGAGAUCAUCAAGGAAGUGGACGUAUAUUUCCUGAAAGCUGCAGAUUCUGGUGCGCAGCUCUCUCGCCUCCUUGAAAUUUCAAGUUCUAUCAACACCACCUCAUCAUUUUCUGCUCAUAACAAAGGAGGGAAACUGUACAGUAACUACGAGUGCAACAUGAAUCCGACAUUGUUUUGGAGAAGAGGGUUUAGUCCAAAGUAUAACGAAUACAGAAACGGAGGGGGAGAGGUGGCUGGGUGUGGAGGGAGCCAUUCCUCUACUGUGGAGAGACUCUAUGCUUGGGAGAAGAAGCUGUAUCAAGAGGUCAAGAACAGAGAGAGAAUUAAGAUGGAGCAUGAGAAGAAGGUGGAGAAUGCCAGGAAGCUGGAGAUGAAGAGAGCUGAGUAUGUGAAGACAGAGAAGGCAAAGAAAGAUGUGGAGAGGUUAGAGUCCCGUCUCGCCGUUUCUUCUCAGGCCAUCGAGAGCGCCUCUGCCGAGAUCAUCAAUCUCCGAGAAUCCCAGUUGUUCCCUCAGCUCGUCGAGCUCGUUAAAGGGUUAAUGAGCAUGUGGAGGAGCAUGUACGAGAGCCACCAGGUUCAGACCCAUAUAGUUCAACAGCUAAAGUACCUUAACACCGUCCCCUCCACCGAACCCACGUCAGAGCUUCAUCGGCAAUCGACCCUUCACCUCGAGGCCGAAAUCCAACAAUGGCACCAGUCCUUCUGCAACUUGGUCAAGUGUCAGCGUGACUAUGUCCAAUCUCUGACGGGCUGGCUCAGGCUAAGCCUAUUUCAGUUCAGCAAGAGCUCACUUGUGGCCAUGGGAAGCAGCAGCUACGAGUCAAAGCUUUACAGCUUUUGCGAAGAAUGGCAGCUGGCUAUGGACCGAAUCCCGGAUAAAGUAGCAUCCGAAGGGAUUAAGAGCUUUCUGAUGACAGUCCACGGGAUCUUGGUCCAACAAGCCGAAGAACACAAGCAGAAGAAGAGAUCAGAAUCGGUGUUGAAAGAGUUUGAGAAAAAGGCGGCUGAACUGAGGGCAAUCGAGAGCAAGUACGACCAUGAGAGUGGAGGUAGGAAGAAAACGGUGGUGGGGGAAAAGAGAGGAAAGGUGGAGAGGUUGAGAGGAAAGGCAGAAGAAGAGAAGAAUAAGCACGAGAAGGCGGUGAAGGUGAGUCGGGCCAUGACAGUGAAUAACUUGCAGAUGGGGUUUCCUCACGUCUUUCAGGCGAUGGUCGGGUUUUCAAGUGUUUGUAUGCAAUCAUUCGAGACUGUUUACAGCCGCCGCACGAGGAGCUUUGGUGGUGAUGAUGAAGAAGAAGACGUGAAGAGGUUGCAUGCUUAAAAUGUACGCACGUGUCAUGUCAGCAUGACUCAAUGUCGGGUUCUAACUAAUUAUGGCAUCCUUGCUUUGGUUUUGAA